AUGAUCACGUACUGCACGCGGCCUAACAUUAUCAUCACGUCCCGACCAUUCGCCAAGGCUCCGCCGAACCUGGACCUCGAGUUGGAAACCAUUGGAUUCGGCCCCGAUCAGGUGAACGAGUAUAUCGAAAUAUCCUUCACGAAUCCAGAAACGGGCGAAACUGAUCAGGUCAAAGUCGACAAGGUCCGGUCGUUUCUUCAAGAGCGCUGGCUCAUUCAGGGCCUUGUGCGCAUCCCAAUCCAAUUGGAUGCGCUUUGUUACACUUGGGAAGAGUUCGAUCCGGAAACUGUGCCAAGCACCAUGACUGGCAUGUAUAACUCUAUCGUGCAAAAGUUAUGGAAGAAGGAUGUUGUACGAUUGGAGAAGGUCAAGGAGGGUUAUGCUAAAGACGCUCAUGCUGCUGAGAUCGAGGGCAGAGUCACGGCUGAGAUUGCGCUGGUUGAAUGCCUUGCGUUCAAUGGCUUACACAAUGGUGUAAUAGAUUUCGCGCCCGUACAUCGAGCAAGUGUGGUCCAAUUAUACCCCCUACAAGAUUUGUCACUCGAUGAGACACUUUCGCGACUGUCUUUCUUACGAACUUCAGACAUGGCAGCAAACAUUAAGCACCGAAACUACCACUUCAUACACCUGACAUUUCAAGAGUAUUUUGCGGCACGUUAUUUUGUGCGGCAGUGGAAGGAACAGGGAGGACAACUCCAGUGUCUUACAUUCAGUAAUAAGGACACAGAGACAAAAGCAAGCCACCCUAUGGAUUUUCUUCAAAGACACAAAUACACAGCUCACUAUGACAUAUUCUGGCGGUUUGUUGCCGGUUUGCUGGACGGCAGCGGUCAGGCAGCAGAUUUCAUGAGUAAAAUCGAGGAGGAGCCGCUUGACCUCUUGGGUCCUACGCAUCAGCGACUGGUCAUGCAUUGCUUGAGCGAAAUAUCGAGCUUGCCAACGGGGCCGGCCCUAGAGGAUCGGUUGGCACAGUGGUUGUUAUUUGAAUGCAAAUUCAACAAAAGCGCGAUGCUAGCAAGUGAAAUCGAGUUUCCAGAGGUAGCCCUAAUGACUGCCCUACUCGAUAAGUCUAGUGAUGUUCAGAAAAUAAUUCUACAGUCACUAGCUUCUCGAGCCUUAAUUCCGCGAAGCAUCGCUGAAGUGGUGGCGGUGCGGCUUGGCGACGAGGACCGGGACGUGCGAUCGGCCGCUCUUUGGGCCCUAGGCGGGCGGGCGGCGCUGCCUGACAACGUGCUCACGGCCGUGGCGGCACGUCUCGGCGACAAGGACAAGGGCGUGCGAUCGGCCGCUGUCGAAGCCCUAGGCGGGCGGGCGGCGCUGCCUGACGAGGUGCUCACGGCCGUGGCGGCACGGCUCGGCGACAUAGACGGGGACGUGCGAUGGGCCGCUUUCCAGGUUCUAGGCAGGCGGGCGGCGCUGCCUGACGACGUGCUUAUGGCCGUGGCGGCUCGGCUAGGCGACAUAGACAGGCACGUGCGAUGGGCCACUGUCCAGGCCCUACGCGGGCGGGCGGCGCUGCCUGAUGACGUGCUCACGGCCGUGGCGGCGCGGCUAGACGACAAAGACGGGGGCGUGCGAUGGGCCGCUGUCCGGGCCCUAGGCAGGCAGGCGGCGCUGCCUGACGACGUGCUCACGGCCGUGGCGGCGCGGCUGGAUGACAAAGACUGGCACGUGCGAUGGGCCGCUGUCGAUGCCCUAGGCGGGCGGGUGGCGCUGCCUGACGACGUGCUUAUGGCCGUGGUGGCGUGGCUGGGCGAUGAAGACCGGCAUGUGCGAUCGGCCGCUGUUGAGGCCCUAGGCGGGCGGGUGGCGCUGCCUGACGAUAUGCUCGCGGCCGUGGCGGCGCGGCUAGACGACGAAGACGGGGGCGUGCGAUUGGCCGCUGUCGAGGCCCUAGGCGGGCAGGCGACACUGUCUGACGACGUGCUUACGGCCGUGGCGGCGCGGCUCGACGACGAGGACGAGGACCGGCACGUGCGAAGCACCGCUGUCGAUAUUUUAAUGCAUAGGCACGAGAAAUUCUGUUGCACCCUUCUUAAAGGGCCUCUCUUCCCAUCUUUUUAUAAGGCUUUACUUGAACGGAGUUUUGAGGAACAAUUAAGUUGGUGUAUUGCAAAAGACAACUUCUGUAUUAACAUGCCAGACGUUAUUACGGAAUUCUCCGCCGAUAUUCAACAGAACGAAUUUUGGGAAUGGAUAAACGGAGCGCGGCCAGCGGACUAUCCAUCCAGCAGCGGCGAGGAGAGCUUGUCGCAAGCCCUACUUAGUGGCUGA
Molecule: messenger RNA, 2274 nt
Organism: Akanthomyces muscarius
Lineage: Eukaryota; Fungi; Ascomycota; Sordariomycetes; Hypocreales; Cordycipitaceae
Exons: 2
Coding region: 1-2274 (757 amino acids)
Molecular function (GO): oxidoreductase activity
Source: RefSeq, a predicted model, not a curated record